AUGUCUGUAAAUUUGUCAGACUAUUUCAAAAGUUAUUUUGGAGAGAACCUUCGAGACCAGCUAUUGUGAGUAAAAAUGUGACAUUUAACCUAGACAUUUUAGGAACUUUUUAUCCUAUGUUAGAAGCUGCUAUCUGUUCCAUUAAUGUAUUACUUUCCUCUCACUACACAAACCGUGAGCCUUCUGCUAAUGAUAAUGUUAUGUCAAGAAGAAAUAAGAUAGUCAAUCUCCACCGACCAUUUUGACAGGAAGGCCACGUCCGCAGCAGAUGAGAUGCUGGCUCCUUCCUCCCGUCUCCUGCAGAAGAGACGGGAGGCCAUGGAGGUCAACAAAGCUAUGACAUUGCAAAGAGAGGUGAAAUCCAUUUCAAGAAAUGUGUCUCGUACCUCAAACAACUCCUGGCAAUAAAAUUAUAAGCCAAAAUCGUACAACACAAUCCUCCCGUAUGAUAUGGUCUCACUUCACAUUCUGUUUGGGUUCCAGGAUUUUGAGUCAACUCUCAGAGCCCUGAGAAUCCGCAAGGAUGAGCUCAUAGAGAAGGAGGGCCAGAUGAAGGAAUAUCUGCAGAAAUUUGACAACUUUCUGAAGGUAGUGUCAUAGCUUCUGAACAUCACUUCGUAGACUAAACAAUGGACCCCCUCCUGUAGUCUACCCAUCAGUCAGACUUCAAGAUGAAUUGGUCAUCCUCUUCCAUGAUCUCAUUCAGGAGAACGAGGUGAAACGAUGUCGAGCUGUUAGGAAGGCCAGCCGAGAGCGGGAACUGACCAAUCAGAAGCAGGUGGACCUGGUCACUCUCCAGGAGGAGACGAAAGCUCUUGUCAAAGAGAGGGACCGUCUGGAGAAACGAGUGCAGAAGAACGCCAUAUACCCCCAUUACUUGGAUAAAGUGGUACAGGCCAGUGAACAGGUAGGUCAUACUGAGGAUUAGAAGAACUCUGAGGUAGUGUGUGAUUUGACUGGCCUUCACAGACAAACCAAUACCUAGCCACUUGUAUCUGACCAGACUGGAGCAAUAUGGUGGUGGCUCCAUCUUGCCCUGUGAUAAGACAGGUGGAAUAUUGUAGCCAUAUCGCUGACACCUGUCCAAUCCUCCUAGGUCUACACAAGUGCCUAGGCCGUAGGGGCUAGGGGUUGAUUUGGAAUUCCUUUUGUGUGUCUCAGUUUCAGGAGGCCCGACAGGUGAUGUCUCGCUACGAAACGUUGAUGCUGACCCGGGAGGACUUGGUGCGGACCACCCAGCAGAACCAGGACAGCACGGAGAACACCCGGGCCCAGCUAGCCCGCUUCAUAGAGCAGAGCAAUGACACCCUGCUGCACUACAGCAACACUCUGGCCCAGCUACAGAGCCAGCUGGACAAGGCCCGCGCUGAGGGCAUGAUCUGGGUGAGACAUGAGAUGAUCACUCUCCCUAUGUGUAUUUUACAGUGAUUGAUCUCUGAGGGACAGUUUCCCAGACACAGAUUAAUAAAGCUAGUCCUGAACCUCCCCUUUUGUCUGUGUUCGGGACACCAGCCUUGAGUGUCCUCAAAGGGAACUAAGAGAGUCUGAUCAAAGGAUGAUCAUUUAUCUCUUGAUAUACAGGAGUCAAGAUGGGCCCACAUUCAGAACACAGCUGCCAAGAAGACACUGCUGUUGGGCACAAUCAAGAUGGCCACUCUCAAUCUGUACCAGUGUGUGUGCAAGAGGGCGAAAGACACUGGGGAAUCACCUGUUGCCCCAGAGGACACAAUUAAGCAGCUGGAGAAGGUACUUUAGCCUACUGUUAACUCACGACUCAUUACUCAUGAACUCACAGCACAUCAUAGGGCAUAGAUGGGGGAGGGAUAGAAAUGAUUAGUGACCUGAUAUGGCGAUUGUGCUCUGAUAUAUAAUUUACCUGUCUCUGAUCACAGGGAUUUCCUUCAUCUGCCAGAAUAUAUAGCGGAUAUCAUAUCAUAUUGACUAUACAUUUGCAUAAAUUGUGAAUCCUCUAUAUUACUCAUUCAUCAACUCCGUCUGGUAGCCAGAGGGCAUUUCCACUAGACCAGUAUGUUCAAAUAAGAACUAAUAUGGCUGUUAUUUGACUGUUCUUGUUUGACAGAUCCAGACCUUCCUAGCCGAUCUGAUCAGCAUUUGGGAGGAAGUGAACAAGCCGGAUCAGCCAGGGCCAACCGGACACAGAUAA
Molecule: messenger RNA, 2164 nt
Organism: Coregonus sp. 'balchen'
Lineage: Eukaryota; Metazoa; Chordata; Actinopteri; Salmoniformes; Salmonidae
Source: the annotation of a GenBank genome assembly